Cladophialophora immunda is the source of this 4978-nucleotide messenger RNA. RefSeq lists its product as uncharacterized. Gene Ontology annotation, biological process: inositol phosphate biosynthetic process; phosphatidylinositol phosphate biosynthetic process. Gene Ontology annotation, molecular function: inositol hexakisphosphate kinase activity. NCBI's taxonomy places the organism in Eukaryota, Fungi, Ascomycota, Eurotiomycetes, Chaetothyriales, Herpotrichiellaceae. The record is from RefSeq and is a predicted model, not a curated record. The coding region runs from base 546 to 4439 and encodes 1297 amino acids. The transcript is spliced from 2 exons. Gene Ontology annotation, cellular component: cytoplasm; nucleus.
CACCACCUCAGUUGAGCCGGCUUCGCACCUCGAUCUACACAUCGCUAGAGUGACUCCGGAAUGAUGCAAGGAAAAUACUCGCAGCACAGCUACGACUAGACGAACAAAAUCAUCCCCAACAUCAUACCGCUUCAGGCCAUUGGCACCAAGCCACCGUGCAUCUGGUAUAUCCAUCAUCGAGAUCCAACGCCCCCCUACACCCCUCCCAACCAUCCCAAACAACACGACGCUACUCGCUCACCGAAUCACCAUCUCUCUCGACACGCAGCCUCUCGCUCCUCCACGUGUCUGCUGGACGACUGCCUCCUGUCCCACCAGAGAUUGACCGCCUCCUCCGGCUCUUGUACCUGCUCCAACCCUCGUUCGCAGCACGUUGGCCUCCUCAGCACUGCCCGACGUCUGCUCCUCUGCUCGCUUCUCACCUCCCACCCCCCUUCACGGGUCACUCGUAGCGAAUCGUCGUUACACGCACGACCGCUUCCCUGCUACCUCCGUUGAUCCAGGGAGCAGUUGAGACCGCAGACUGCUCGCCCAAUGUCCUCCCCAUGUCAAAUAGCGCUCCCGCCGGAAGACCGUCCGCGCCAGGUUCGACGGUAAAUGGACACUCUCUGCUCCGCCGUGAACCAGGCUCUACUUCAACUGCUCCCAGUCUGAGUCCCUCGUCCAGCUCCAGGCCGAUUCCCAUCUCACGGGGGACAAAAGGAAUAUAUCCUUCCACAAAUACAAACAAUGGCAGAGGUCCGCUCUACAGUCUUCACCGGGCAGCCACGUUGGGCGAGCACAUUCCUCAACUAUCAGAAAGAGACAGUAUCUUUGCCGAACACUAUGUCUCUCCUCCAAGUGAGCCUUCCACUCCCCUAGACGCGGCAAGAACCUCUCCGUCUUCCAUUACACCGCGGAAAGCGCCAUUCAACAUGUCGACCAUGGUCACCCAUCCAGUCUCCCCUCCCGAUACAAGCAAAACUCCGCGCACCCACUCCCCACGAAAGCUGGACUGGCUUCGGCGGUCCGACUCUUUGACCGAUGCAGACACCCCUCCUUCGCCCUCCCAUCCUUCGACUGGCACGAUACAUGGUAUCAGACGCAUAGCCUCCGAUUCGAACUCAUGGACUAAGAAGUUUCAUGUCACUUUGGGAAAGAUGGAGAACCAGGAGGGGAAAGAUCAAGAGGCGGGAAGUGUACGACAACAUCAGUAUGGCGGAGCGGGCCCAGAAAGAGACAACUCUUCGGAACAAGAAAGUGGGCAACACACAGUGGUUGAGAGAGGCAAUGCCAUGCGUGCCGUCCUGAAGGGCCCUCGCACAGAGCGGAGUGUCAGCCGUGGCCGGGCACAUGUGGACAAAAGUAUAGAAGCUACCGUGAAGAACCCCGAAGUGGGUGGCACAGCACGUAGCAGGAAGGCUAGCCAUAUGAUGGGUAUUUUCGAUCCACGAACUGGCUCCGAAUCCCCAGGGUUGACCGUCAGUGACCAAUUGAGUCACGUUGGUGGCAGCAGGGAGCCUUCGAAGUCGUCUUCACGACCGACAAGCCCAGCUACUCAAGAUACUAAAUUCUCAUGGACUGCACGCCGACCUUCAAGGGAAUUCGUCGAGCCUAUCGUCAGCGCCUCCCAAGACGUCACUCGCCCAGGGAGUCUUCGCAGUUCUCAGGCAACUUCUCCUCUCAGGCCUGACCACGACCCUUAUUUCCGUCAACAGGACCUUGCACAGAAACCAGACGUGAACGGGAGAGUAUUGGAUGACGGCAAGGAAGCCUACAAAACAACCAUCCGUGAUGUUCCUGCCACGGAGAAGUUCACUGGAGGGGACAGUGAAGAGGAUCAUCACCCUUCUGAAGAGGAGCAUAUAUCAGCAGCUGUCUACUAUCCUCAUCCAGGUCCGUCUCCUGAAGAAAUUGAGCGCUUCACUUCCCCAGGGGAGGUUGCUUCCCCCAAUCUGAACAACAAUCGACAACUUCCGAGAGCGACAGACGAGAUCGUUCUGUCCACGGAUACCAAAACAAACGAAGCAUUGGGAGGUACAGAGCACAUUGACAUCUCAGUCGUAUCUCAAAAUGAGAAAAGAAUGUUUCAUGGCAAUUAUCGCCCUUUGGACGAAGUCGCAGUGGAGGGUCAGCUGCCACCUUUGUCACCUCUUGAAGAGGCUCCAUCAACGGCAAUUGUCAGUACUUCGGAAUCGGAAAUCGAAUCCGGGGACGAUAUCAGUCGGCAGAGUCAAAUAGAUGACAUGUCAACCACGCCGACGCAACGAAGCACGCUAUCCAGGCGGCCAACCGAAGUACAAGGCCCACCGAGGACCAAGGGGAAGGUUGUCCUUGAACCUUACAAGCAUCAAGUGGGAGGGCAUUCAACAAUUUUUCGCUUCUCUCGUCGCGCUGUCUGCAAACAACUGAAUAAUCGGGAGAAUGAGUUUUACGAACGAAUCGAACAAAGGCAUCCCGAUAUGCUCAAAUUCCUUCCAAGGUACAUUGGCGUACUGAACGUGACGUUCUCCAAGAUUCCGAAACAAGCGCAGAACUCUGAAGCGAGACCUGAUGAUAAUACAAGGACUGAAAACCCCAGUCAAGACGAAGGCCGUUCGAAAGAAAUGAAUGACACGUCCGAUAUCGGCUCGAGGCCAAUUGUUUCGUCGGGCGACCAGCCACGAAUCGUCAGCCACUCGAUGCAACAAAUCGGCAGCAUCCCAGAGGUCAUUCUAGAACAGAACAAACAUAUCAUUCCCUCCAACUACUUUGCUUUGCCAGAGCGGCCUAAAAGCGCCGACCCCAAUCACGGGCGCCGGCGAAGCAAGGAUUUCGAUCUUCCAGGUUCUGCCAUGCAAGACAUCUCUCAGGCAGAGAAAUCCCCGAACAGACCAUCAAUGCCCGAACAUUCCAACAGUUGGGGCCAUACUACUGUCAACGAGGGCUUGAAGGACAAAAUUCUACGCGAAGUCUUCGGUCCUCCCCCCGUACAGUAUUUCCGUCGCCACAUACCCUCGCACAGUACUGUUCCGCGACUCAAAGGUCAUCACGUUCCCCGCCGGAGGAGCAAUCUCUCUACGAAUUCGUUCCCCCAUGCAGAUACUAAGGACGCUGCCCAGUCAAAAGAUCAACUUGAACCAACGAUACUACAUACCGAGACUGCUCACAUGCCUCCACUCAGUGAGGUACGCUCUCAGACCAGCGACGGCGCCGGUGUGUAUUCUUCAUCGGCUUCCGCAUUUGAUGACCUCAAAUACAAUCUCGAACAAGUCAAGACAGCUGGAAGUGAGGUGUCCACCUCCUCUGGCCCAGAGAACAGACAACAUGUGAAAAGGCGACAUUCUGGGAUGGGCCUGCGACGUCGGCGUCAAUCUGUAAACGAAAUACAGACUCCUGGGCUCGAGUAUUUUGAAGACGAAGCAUACACAACGGAUUUUGGUCCUGACACUGGUGGCGAUGUCUUCAUCAUGGACCAGGACAAGAGACGGAGUGCUGCGAAGCACCGCCUAAGUCAUUCUACAACCAAUGGCUCGAAUAAAUCUCAAGUUGGAGAGGCCAAAAUUUCUGAUUCCCACCCAAACAAUGCUGGCAGACCCAGAGAACCAGCUACAACAAGCUUGAUACCAUCAAAUCCAAAAGAGGCUCAAAAGACUUACAAUGCUUCUGGUGAUCGAGUAGUAUACUUCAUCCUGUUGGAGGACCUCACCAGCGGCAUGGGACGACCCUGUGUCCUGGAUCUUAAAAUGGGGACCCGGCAGUUUGGUGUCGAGGCCACCAAAAAGAAGAUGGAGUCUCAGCGCCGCAAGUGCAAAUCGACAACCUCUCAACAGCUGGGUGUCAGAAUAUGCGGCAUGCAAACAUUCAAUGCCAAAACUCAAAAGGUAUCGUACGAAGACAAGUAUUAUGGUCGUGACCUGAAGGCUGGGCGGGAGUUUAGAGACGCGCUCACAAGGUUUUUGUAUGAUGGGGUCAGUUAUGACAGUGUUGCACGGCACAUCCCCACCAUUUUGCAUAAACUCUCCAAGCUCGAGAGCAUGGUGCGAAGAUUACCCGGAUACCGGUUCUACGCGAGCUCCCUGCUCAUGCUAUAUGAUGCGGAGCCCUACAGGUCUCGGGAAGCUGAAGAGGCGGCACGGAAUGGCGUCGAUAUCGCCGAGCAGAAGAAAAAGGAGGGCAAAAAGUGGCCGCCACCUAUUGACAUCAAGAUUGUGGAUUUUGCAAACUGCAUCACGGGCGAGGACGAACUGCCCCCCAACGCUCAAGCGCCGCCUGCCCAUCCCAAGGAUAUUGAUCGAGGCUACUUGCGCGGGCUAAGGACCCUUAAGGCCUACUUUGAACGAAUCCUAGCCGACAUCAAAAACAACGAAAAGAAGGAGAUCAGCGGUAGGGAGGAAUUAACCACGGACAACGAAGGUGCCAUUCACGUUUCGAAUGGCGCGAACGAUACUCCCGAGGAUGAAGGUGAAGUCAGCGUAUAAAUGGCGAGCUGGCAUGCACCAGGACUAGAUUUAAUACGGGGCAAUCCCGAACUUGUCAAACCCCAUCAGCUUUAGCGAGGAGUGUGGAGUUUUGAAACGUUUUGCUCGGGACCAAGGUGGCUGUUUUUAUACACCUCGGGUUGGUGGUUUUGGCCAUCACGGCCAAGUAUUUCUAUCAGUCAGGCCGGAAGAGGAGCAUGGAGCUAGGACCCAACCUGGAAUGUCCUUUUCAACGCGUACGAGGAGGGCUGGAAGGAGUUGGACUGACUGAUGCCGCGGUACUUCUCAUACCAUGUUACGAAUAAUGCAGUGCACCGGUCACUCCAGGCUAUAGAGGUGUCUGAAGAUUAGGAUGAAUGCAUGAGUGAAUGAACAUGGCAAAGAUCUCGAAUCCUACACGUUGCCAAAGGUUGACAUUCUCUUACGUGGCGGCAGAAUCGAGAAACGCUUCUGUUCGGCGAGUUGGAUAGGCGACGCUCCCAACACUGAUCUUGGGCUUAUCCUGCAUGGUAUCAUUGCCCUCUCGAGGUGUCUUUGAC